AUGAAAAAGAACUCAACUUCAAAAAAUGCAAGAUUAUUAACAGAAUUAGAAGAAAUUUCCUGCAUGUUAAAUCAAAAAAAUGCUACAAUUGAAAACAAUAAUAAUUUAUCUAAUGAUACAAUUAAGCUCAAUACAGAAAUUAAAUCAUUUAUGGAUGAUACACGUAAUGAACUUCAAUUUUAUCUUGAAGACAAUAAUAUUAAGAAUGACACAGAAAAAUGUCAAAAGGCAUCCUCAUACAUAAAUUGGAGAGGAAUGGACUAUGUUAAUUUGCUAUUAAGUGAAAAAGAAGAUUAUAAUAUCUCCUGUCUUGUUGAAAAAUGGAAUAAGAAAAAAGGGUCUUUUGAAAAAAGUAUAGAUGAAGAAAUAAAUUCAACAUGUAAUGUAACAACUUUUGAUUAUUGUGCUAUUUUGAAUAAAAAUGAAAACUGCACUAGACCUUAUGAAUAUAAUGAUCUAUCAGUAAGCCCAUUAUUAACAUACGAUCAACUCAAUAAUGCUACUUAUAGUACUAAUAAAACUCAAAUUAUUGAAGAUAGACGGUUAAGUUUUCUCAAUAUUACUAAUGAUAUGUCUUAUUACCAUUUCAGGGUUUACGAGAAAGAUAGAUCUGAACGUAAUUGCGGGAAAUGGAGCAUGUAUAUAUAUAAGAGAGGAAAACAAUUUGUUAAUAUGGCGGAAAAUGAAUUAUAUGAUGAUCAUUUAUAUAUAAAUGAUUCUAUUAGAAUAUGGAAUGCUCAUAGUAAUACAUUGCAAAAUACUGAGUUAGAAGACACUGGUAUUCAAUGUAAUAUGACAACAUUAAUUCAUCAAAUUAAAGAGAGACAAAAUACAGCUGACCCAUAUAAUUUAGAUUGGCUUUCUUCAAAUAGCACUCAAAAUAAAUCUAAUGAAACUUUAAAUAAUACUACUACAUUACCAGAUGUCUUACAACCUACCACUGUAACUCCUAAAGAAUUACUUAAUGCUACUACUACAAAUUUAUCAGAUAAUAAUACGACUAUUGUUAAUAACGUAAAUAAUGUGAAUUCCUCUGAAAAUACAUUAACAAAUGUCACCUCAGUACCGCCAGUUACUGAAGAUCAAAUUGACCCAAAAACUUCAACCACAAGUUCGCCAGUAGACUCAACACAAUCCAAUUCUUUAACUCUAAAAAAAACAAUGCAUUCUAUUACUAAUAAUAUAUCUAACACAACCUCAUCAUCACAUUCCCCCAAGGUUGUAACAUCUCCUACAACUGAAACAUUACCUUCAAAUUCUACUACAAGUAGUGGCACACCUUCAGUUACACCUUUACCUGGAGAAAUAUCUGCUACAACGGCCAUUGAUUAUUCUAAUACUACUAUGAAGUCAUUUACAAAUAAUACUGCACCUUCUACUACUAUCACUCCACCUCUUACAACUGCAUCUUUGCCUCCUGAAAGUGCAAUUUCUGUAAAAAAAAUUAUACCUACAAAUAGCACUGAAUCUCCUACAAUUGAUUCUUCUCCUACAACUAUGACUACAACUCCUUCACAUAGCUCUCCACCUUCACUACCUUCAUCUACUCCUACGAUCACCAUUUUGCCUUCCACAAAUAAUUCUGUAUCCCCAACUGAUAACACAGAACAACCUACAUCUACAAUUGACUCUUCUAUAAGUGGUAAAAAAUCUUCGUCAAUACAUAAGCCUGCAGAUUCUAUAUCUAAUAUGGAAUCUUCUACGAGCAAUACUACACAUUCUGCAGCUACAUCUUCUUUUUCCACUGAGAUUAAACCUUCUGCAACUACAUCAUCAAUUUCCUCUAAAAAUAUAUCUGUUAUUAAUCACGAUUCUCCCACAGAUGAUAUGAAUACUUCUAAAAUUAAUUAUGAAUCCAUAAAUACAACUGAAGCUUCUACAAUUACACCUAAACCCUCUAUGCCUACUAUUGUGUAUCCUACAACUGUAACUGAAUCUUUUAAAGAUGGAUCUAUACUCCCUACUACUGUAGAUACUAAUAUUACUACCACUUCACCUUUAACAGAUAGCUCUACACCUUUCUCGAUAAAUGGCAUUGAAAAUUCUACUACCACUAUUGAACCAUCUACAAACAGAGUUGCAUCUCCUGAAACUGACGUUAUAUCUCCUGCAAUUAACACUACAUCUCUUAUGUCUGAUAUUACAUCUCCAACUCCACUUUUGUAUUCCCCUGAUAAUACAUCUAUUCUCACAAAUACAACUGCUAUUGUUCCUAUAACGAAUAACAAUUUACCUUCAAAUCAGACAGAUAUUAUCCAAACGCAGAACCAACAAAAUAUACAUGCCCCUCUUAAACAGAUUCAACAACAUGUAAAUGUAAGAAAUUGUACUGAAAACACUUUACCAUGUCCAAAUGCGACUGUUCCAUAUACUUUGACGCCAACCAAAUCAAGUGACCCUAUCGAAGUUCCGCCUACGGUUACACCUAAAGGUGAUUUAUUAAUACCAAUGGUUUCAGGAGGUAUUUUUCUUUUAGGAAUUAUUUUUUUUUUGAUUCUUCUUUGUAAAUAUACUCCUAUUGGAUCUUGGAUUCGUAAUAGGAAGUCAAAAAAAAAAAAAGCAAGAAAAAAGAUUAAGAAAAUAACAAGGGAACCGUUGCUAAUGGAUACAAAUAAUACAAAGAAUGAAUCAAUAAAUAGAGAAAAUUAUUCAUUCCUACACCAUGAAAAAGAAAUACCACUAUGUGAUAUGAGUUUGAAAAAUCGAAAAGAUUUGAAGUAUAAAGAAGUGAAGAAAUCCAAAGCACAUAAAGGAAUGCAUAUGGAAAAUGAAAAAGAUUUGAAGUAUAAACAAGUGAAAAAAUCCAAAGAGCAUGACGGAAUGUAUAUGGAAAAUGAAAAAGAUUUGAAGUAUGAACAAUUAAAAAAAUUCAAAGAACAUGACGGAAUGUAUAUGGAAAAUGAAAAAGAUUUGAAGCAUGAACAAAUAAAGAAAUUCAAAUCGCAUGAAGUAACGUAUGUGGAAAAUGAGGAUGAUUUAAAGUUUGAACAAAUGAAAGAAUCCAAAGCAAAUGAAGGAAUGUAUAUGGAAAAUGAAAAAGAUUUGAAGUAUGAACAAAUAAAGAAAUUCAAAUCGCAUGAAGUAACGUAUGUGGAAAAUGAGGAUGAUUUGAAGUUUGAACAAAUGAAAGAAUCCAAAGCAAAUGAAGGAAUGUAUAUGGAAAAUGAAAUAGAUUUGAAGUAUGAAGAAAUGAAGAAAUCCAAAGCACAUGAAGGAAUAUAUAUGGAAAAUGAAAAUAAAUGUAUUCGUGAAGUUGUAGAUAUAUCAAAGAAGCACGAAAAUGAAUCGAUAUUGGUAGAAAAAUUAUAUCCAGAUGAUCCUAGAAAUGAAAUUGAAGAAAUUGAAUUGAACGUAAAUAAAUCUAGAAAUGAAAUUAAAGAUGAAUUAAAUAAAAAUAUAUUAGAAAAAGACCCUGUUCAUAUUGUAUGGCAUAUUAGUAAUGGCACAUUAAAUGAGGAAAAAGCAAAUGAAAUAAAUUCGCAAAAAGAAAAAUCUACAUGUGAAAAUGAAAUGAAAAAUUUAGAAAAUAAAAGAUCACUUAAUGAUGAAGUAUGUAGUUGGAAUACAUGGAUAAAUAUACAUUUGAUAGCCUUACUUGAGUAUAAAAAAGAAGAAUGGAAAUUGAAUAAAACCGAAUUUUUUAAUAUUUGUUUAGAAGAGAUCAAAAAAGAUGGAGAAAAUUCUAAUUUAAAAGAUAUGGGAAAUAAUUUUGUAAUGAAAAUAAAAGAAGAAAAUACUACCGAUACAAUAGAUAAAAAUAGUAGUAUAUUAGAUAAAUAUAAAAAUGAAGAAUGGUUUAUUAAUUUGAAGAAAGAAUGGGAACAAGAACAAGAAAAACACUUACAAUAUUUAGAAGGACAUGAAAUUAAAAAAAUGUCAGAAUUGGGAUUAAACAAUUUUAUUCUAGGUAAAAAAAAAAAUAUAUGGAAGAAAUGGAUAGAAUGGAAAAUAGAGCAUUCACACAAAUACAAAAAUCAGAAUUGGUUUAUAAAAUUGUUAGAAGAAUAUGAAAAAGAAGAUAUUCAUGAAAAUAUAAAAGAAGAAAAAAUAGAGAAUAAAGGAAAUAAUGGAAUAGAUGAAUGUGAAAUGAAGAAAAAUUUGGAAAGUAGAAUUUUGUUAGACAUUUAUAUGAUGGUAUUAGAGGAAUGUACGAAAGAAGAGUGGGAAAAAGAAGAAGAAUUUUUUAAAGCAAAUAUGGAAGAGAUAAAAAAAUAUAAAAAUUUGGAGGAAAAAACAAACAUAUUAGAUAAAAUAGAAAGCGAAAGAAGUUGGAAUUUUAUAUCAGAGAAAAAAAAAGAGCAAAUAGAAAAAUGGAAAAGAGAAAAAUGGUUUAUUGAGUUAAUGUUAGAAUGGAAAAAUAAUGAAGAAAAAUAUAUGAUGGAGACAAAUAAAGAAAUUUUAGUAAAAAAGAAUAAAGAAAGAAUAAUAAAUGUUAUCUUAGAAAAAAAAAGAAAUAUAUGGAAAAAACAUUGUGAAAAUAUUUAUAGAAAGUGGAAAGAAGAUGACAACAAUGAAGAAUGGUUUACAAAGUUAGUUAAUAUAUAUGAAAAUGAACAGAAUGAAUAUAAAAAUAGAAUUUAUAAAAAUAGUAUAGGAAAAAAAAAAGAAAAUGUGAAAAACAUAGAACGUUGUGAACCAGCAACAGAGUUUAACAAAAAGGGAGAAGAAAAAAUGAGAAAAUAUGAAAGGAAUUGUUUAGAGGAAUCAUAUGAAAAGAAUAAUUCUAUAAUAAACAAAAAAAAACUAAAAUGGAAGACUUUAAUAGAAAUAUAUAUGGUAAUAUUCGAGGAAUAUAGAAAAGAGGAGUGGUUAUUGAAUAGAGGAAAAUUUUUAGAAAUCUGUUUAGAAGAAUUUAUAGAAGAAGAAAAAGAAAAAUAUCCAAAAAAAAUAGAAAAUGAUUUAGAAAUGAUGAGAGAAGGGGAAGAAGACAUUAGUACAUUGAUGAUUGAGAAACAAAAAAUUUUAUGGAAAAAAUGGGUAAAAAGAAACAAAAGAAUGUCAGAGAAAUGGAAAAAUGAAGAAUGGUUUAUUAAUUUGAAAAAAGAAUGGGAAAAAGAACAAGAAAAUUUUGAUGAAUUAACAAAAGAAUCAGAAAUAUCAGAUAUAAAAGCAGGAAAAAAUCCUAUGCUAGAGAAACAAAAAAGAAUAUGGAAACAAUGGAUAAAAAAACAAAGAAUGUGGUUUAUACAACAUAGCGAAGAGGAAUGGUUUAAUGAUAUAUUAGAAGAUUAUGAAAAAGAACAAGAAUGUAUGAAAGGAAUAACUAAAGAAGAUACGAAAAAAGCGAAGGAAAUUCAUGAAAAUAUAAAGGAAUUUAAACAAGAAAGAGAUGAAGAAAUAAAAAAAUAUAAAAAAAAAGAAAAAUUGAUGCAAAAGGUUUUGAUAGAAAUACAUAUGACGCUAUUAGAAGAAUGUUUGAAAGACGAAUGGCAAAAAGAAAAAGAAUAUUUUUUUAAAACAAUGAUGGAAGAGUUGAAAAUACAAGAAAAUUUAGAUGAACAUGUUAUCAUAUUGGAAAUAAAAAAAAAAAGAAGUAGGAAUGCUAUAUUAGAUAUUGAAAAAGUGGAAAUAGAAAAAUGGAAAAAGAAAAAAUGGUUUAUAGAGUUAAUGUUGGAAAUGAAUAACAAGGAAAAAAAAUACAUAAAAGACAUAUAUGAAGAUAUGAUAGCAAAAAGGAAUGAAGAUGGAAUUAAAAAUCCCAUGUUAGAAAUGCAAAAAAUUAUAUGGAAAAAACACUGUGAAGAUAUUCAUAGGAAGUGGAUAGAAAAAAAUAAUAAGGAAAUUUUACAACACUAA
Messenger RNA from Plasmodium gallinaceum, 5796 nucleotides. RefSeq names its product surface-associated interspersed protein (SURFIN). The record is from RefSeq and is a predicted model, not a curated record. Bases 1 to 5796 code for a protein of 1931 amino acids. NCBI's taxonomy places the organism in Eukaryota, Apicomplexa, Aconoidasida, Haemosporida, Plasmodiidae. The transcript is spliced from 2 exons.